GCAGCUAAUUAAGUCCAAACCGCUACUUGUACCAUGGCAGGAGGCGGCGGCUUUAUCCGGUGUUCAGCAGCUGCAAGAGGGCUUUCACUUGGAUCCAUGGCUAGGCUCAGGGUCGAGCUGCUGGUAGUCCUGACUGGGACUCUGCUGCUGGGUUCAGUCCGAGGCUGGGAACGGAUCAACGACACUCAGCUUCUCAGGUUGUACGAGACGGGGCAGUGGGGUUCAGCCGUGAGUUCAUCCGAGGAUGACUCUCUUAGCGUUACACCACCAGAUGACAGCAAUGACGAUGAUGACGAUGGCGACGAUGACGGCGACAGUGAAGAUGCAGUUCCUGAAGUUGAAGGUGCUGCCACCAGUGACAAGUUCGACCCUUUUUCUGACCAUGGAUUCCAGGUAGAGGAGGAAGGUGGAGAUUCUGGACCAACAGACUGGGCCAGUAGUACAGACGGUGGAUUCCAGAUGGAAUUUGUAGAUGCCCCUCCGAGGAGCUGGACCAGCAGUACCACCCUGGGUUCUACUGGGCUAGAUGUCAUUUGUAGUGAAACUGGCCUCAAAAUUACUCUGCCAGCAGGUCAAUUAAGUGAAGUUAAAGUUUUGGGCUCAAAGGACCUGGUGCCUGUCAUUGAUGCUCCAGAGUCUUGUGGCUACAGCGUGAACUAUCCUGACAAUACUUUGACUGUACCCUUCACUGGAUGCAAUGUGAAACAAUAUGGUGACACCUACCAACUGCAGUUGUUGUACACUGAUGAGGUUGGUCAGCUGCAAGUUGCUACUGCAUCUUGUGUGGAAAGUCCAGAGUUUGAUACUGGACUAUUCCCUCGCACCAGUGACCGACCUCAGAACAAAAAGUGCGAUAACCCAACCACUGAACCAUCAAAGGCUCAAAACUGUGUGGUCUCAAAGGGGGAGCAGGUAACUUGUGGCCAGUCAGGAAUAUCUUCCUCAGACUGUGAAAACAUGGGCUGCUGUGUGGACUCUUCUACAUCUGCCUGCUACUAUCCACUGGAUGAGUGCACUGGGGAUCAACACUUUAUUUUCGCCAUUCGCUCCGACUCGGCAUCCAUCCCUGUGGACCCCACCAAGCUUGUUAUUCCUGGGAAUACGAAUUGUAAACCGGUCAUUGUAAAUGACAAGGUUGCCAUCUUUAAGUUCAAAGUUACAGAAUGUGGAACUCGUGCUUAUGUAGUUGGUGAGACAAAGAUCUACCUGGCUGAAGUGCAGACUAUUGUCCAAGCUCUGAACCUCAAGUAUGGUGUAAUUACAAGAAGUGAUCCACUCAGGUUCAUGGUUGAGUGCCGCUAUGGCAAAGAUGGCCUCGCUCAGAAGUCACUGGCCAGUGUUGGCUACAUGGUCAAGACCCCAAGUUCCCCCUUGCCGUCAGCAGUCAUCUCUGGUGGAUUGUAUGGUGUUCAGCUGAGAAUUGCUCAAGAUAAGACCUAUUCAAGUUACUUGCCCACAUACCAUCAACCCUUGCGACUGCUCCUUGGCAAGCCGGUCUAUCUUGAACUGCGCCUGAAGUCUCCCAAACCAGAUGCAGUAAUUCUCGUCAACUACUGUCUAGCUUACCCUCGCUCUGCAAAGAAUGCACUGGUGCUUAUUUAUGAAGGGUGUGCCAACCCCCAUGACCCAAAUGUGGCCAUCCUUAAAGUCAGUGACCUUCCAAAAAAUCGCCACCAGAGGCGCUUUGUGGUCAAUGCCUUCCAGUUUAUGGAUCAGAGGACAAACAAGUACCUUGAUGAAGAAAUCUACUUCAUGUGCUCUGCAGAAGUUUGUCGACCAACAGAAAAGACAUGUGAAGAGCGGUGCUUUGAUGGAAAGGCACCAUAAGGAAUUGCAGUAGACUGAAGAUGAACUGAAAAAUUAAACAUUUUAUAAUACAGUAA
Molecule: messenger RNA, 1883 nt
Organism: Lates calcarifer (barramundi perch)
Lineage: Eukaryota; Metazoa; Chordata; Actinopteri; Centropomidae
Product: zona pellucida sperm-binding protein 4-like
Biological process (GO): prevention of polyspermy; binding of sperm to zona pellucida
Cellular component (GO): egg coat
Molecular function (GO): structural constituent of egg coat; acrosin binding
Source: RefSeq, a predicted model, not a curated record